CAUACAUGAGACGGAAGUGCCAUGCUCCCUCCAGAGUUCCCACUUCCAGAGCUCAGCCCUUCGGAGGGAGUAGGGCAUAGGGAUGCUCACUUCCGUUUGGAAUUCGCCCAUUGACACGUACCGUCAGACUUGGCUAAGCGAUUCAGUCGUGAGUGAUCCAGGAUUGAUUGCUGCUUAUUGAUUCGCCGGGUCUGAGUGAAGGGAAAUGGCAGUCUGCAGACGGGAAUAACAUAUUUAACUAUGAAUGUGGAACUUUGUUUUUGUAUGCGCGGAAAUACCGGAAAGGAAAUGUAUGUUUGAACCUUUUGGGUAUGUUACCUUUUAUUCGCAAACCACUAAUGCGACAGAGAACCGGUCAGUUCCUAUGCAAUUUCAAUAUAUUCAUUUGAUCAGAUGAGCAGGCACAGUCAGUGCAGUGAACAGACAAACAAUCUCCAUCCCAGAGCUGUCUCUCCUCAGCCGAUGAAUGUUGCACUACAGCAUGUAGAGGGCAGUGCAUUGUCCUGGAGCUUUUGCAAAUGAAAAUGGAGGACGUGUCUCUGUCCAGUAUGGACAAGAGUAAGAUGGAGGGCUUUGCUCAAGAAAUCCUAUCUGACCUGGUGGAGGAUGCCUGUUUGGGUCUUUGUUUUGAGGUUCACAGGGCUGUCAAACAGGGAUAUUUUUUCCUGGAUGAUACAGACCAGGAUAGUUUGAAGGAUUUUGAAAUUGUGGACCAGCCUGGAGUAGACAUUUUUGGGCAAGUAUAUAACCAGUGGAAAAACAAAGAGUGUGUGUGUCCUAACUGCAGUCGGAGCAUUGCUGCAUCUCGCUUUGCUCCUCACCUGGAGAAAUGUCUUGGUAUGGGCCGCAACAGCAGUCGCAUUGCCAACCGCAGAAUUGCCAGCGGCAACAACACAAACAAAUCAGAGAGUGAUCAAGAGGACAAUGAUGAUGUCAACGACAAUGACUGGUCUUAUGGGGCAGAAAAGAAAGCCAAGAAGAAAAAGUCAGAUAAGGUAUUUUUACAUUCUUUGAAACAACCCGAACCUUUGAAUCCAAAUUCACCAAGAAGAUCCAAAUUAAUGAAACACAAAAAUUAAACAAGUUCCAUUACAGCGCACUGUGACUUUCUGACCGGGACAGAGCUCAAAACUCUAGAAAAACGCACAGUUCUCUAGAGAAGCAUGUUCUUCUUUUCAAACAGCUAAACAGAGCACAACUGAAUGGAACAGAAAGCAAAGGAGUAAUGUGUGUUUGAGUAGUUUUUAGCUGCAUUUUAUAGAAAUUAUGUAAAAAUUUUUGUUGCUGGGUCACUUGUAAUCAUGACACGAGGUACGUGUUUUUCUUUUUUUUUCUUUUUUUUAUCUUUAAAUUAAUCUCGAGAAGAGCAUGCUAUGGAUUAAACUGUGUCAGCCCUUAUUCCCAAUUGAACAUCUAUAACAUCAGCAAGGACACCUACAUUUGCUUCAAGAUAAAAUAAGGCUAGUAAUUAAGUUAAUUCAUUUACUUAUUAAUUCAGGUCUUAAUAAAAGCAAUAGUAAAUAAAGAGUUCACAGCAUCAUAGUGAGUGUGUUAUUAAAUGUUAUGAACAGUUCUGUUCACUUACACUAAUGUUAACAGGUAUGUUAUUGCCAUCAAAUGACGUUGUUCUCUUUUCAAGUGACUGUUUGCCUCAAUUCUGUUUCACAGUCUCCACAGUUUUCAAUCAAAUUACUGUGUAAUGCUGUUCAAGAUAACUUUGCAAUCCUUUCCAGCUUCAUGCAAAGCAACAAUUCUUGAUUGUAGGUCUUCUAAAAACUCUUCUUUGCGAGGCAUGGUCCACAUCAGCAGAUGCUGCUUGUGAAUAGCAAAAUGUUUGAGUGCUUUUUAUAAGUCAAAGUAGCUCAAACCCAAGAUUGUAUAUAAGAACAAUACAAUAAUUUCUGUGUUAUUAGUUAAAACAGAUUGUGUUUGUUCAUUAUUGUAAUUUAGAUGAUCAAACCAGAUUUUAAGACAAAUUUAUACAUAAAUGCAGGUAAUUCCAAAGGGUUCACAUACAUUUUCUUGCCACUGUAUGCUUUACUAUGUCACUCUUCAUUCCAGCCCAGUAAGAAUAUUAUCAGUUCUGUUUAUGAGAAUAUUUUGCUAAAAAACGCAGCGUUCCCGGGAAUCUCCCAUUCAUUUCUAUGGGAAAGUUCUGCAGAGUUGUAGAGCAAGCAGAGGUAACUAAGCGGGAAGCUUAGCGAAGGGUCAAUUAUGGCAACCUGAAGGAAGAGCAGAGAUGCGCUUUAAAUAUGGUUAAAUAUGCAAGACACUGACUGGACAGCAAUGAGAUACAACGCAGUAGGCAAAGACGUCUGUCUGACAUUUACUGCAUGUCAUAUACUGCAACCAUGAAUGUUUUAGCGAGGGAUGUGUACGAGCAGUCGACUAAUCGAGUAAUCAUUCUGCAUCAGCUAAUUGAAUAUUAAAAAUACUACUCGAAUAUCGCAAAUUAAUUUUCAAUUCAGCAUUUGCCUGUCGUGAGCAGCGCUGAAUUACACUGUUCCCUGUGAAUCUCUCACCACAUCUCGCAGUUACAAUUGAGUCCACUGGGGGGUGGAGGAGUAGGCCGUUUUAUUCAUAUGAAAUUCCGCACCUGCAUUCCAGUCUACAUCUUGAUGUAAUCCUUCCUCAUGAUCAUACAGCGUGUUUUCAUGAGCUAAAUGGGAGGCUUAACAAAAAGUUAAAAUGUGGUGAGACGGGGAGUCAUGUGACGCAAUGCGAGGAUCGGAUGUGUAAACGGCGAGCUCUGCGCACUUUGCUAGUUUUAACAUUUUAAAUGACAUAAACCGGUGAGAUUCGAUACACUCUGUUCCAUAACUGUUCUAGGAGGACAAUGUGUCCAGGAAUUAAAAAUCUUCAGGCUCUGGAGACAUUAAAAGAUACUUAUGUGCUCAAGCUGAUGCCCCUGAGCAAGCCACGAGCCUGGGAGUCGAUUUAGUUGGAGAGGUGUGGGAAAUGCAGCGAGAGAUGCUGAACAUGUCGGCAAUAUUGACGAAGGUCGUUGCUGACUUGGAGGAUCUUGCUGUGAUACGUUGAUUGAUCACUGCCAUGGAAGCAAAGUUCUCUGAGGUGCUUACAAGAGUGGGGGAUGUUGAGAAAAGGAUCGAUUAUCUGGAGUCCUCGGAGAGGGAUCUGAUAAUCCACUAGCGACCAAGGUGGAUUUGGAGCAUGUCUGGGAAAAGUUGGAGGACAUGGAGAACCAUAGCCAGUGGAAUAACGUCCGAAUCUUUGGAAUUCCUGAGGCCAAAGAUGGUCAGAAUAUGGUGAAAUUCCUGGAUGGGCUCCUUUCCGAAUCUGCUCGACAUAGCAGGCCAUAAGCUGGAAAUCGAGCGAGCUCACAGGGUUCCUUUUCAGUAAUCCAUGGAGGGAGACAGGCCCGGUCAAUUCUGGCCAAAUUUCUGAGAUCAUCUGAUAAAGAUCUCGCGAGGUGAAGAGUAAAGGAAGGCUUUCUUGGAAAAACUACGGCAUUUUCUUGUUACCAGACUUUGUGAAUUCGACGAGAGAAACGUGAUCGAUAUCAAGGAAUGUAAGAAACUUUUACCUCAACGGAAGGUCACUUUUGCACUGAUAUUCCCAGUCAAAUUGAGAAUAGAUGCCAAGGAUGGCCGUAAAACAUUCACAUGUCCACAGCAAGUGAUGUCCUUCAUAAAGUCAAUGGAGUAAGGCAUCUUGUGGUACUCGCAUUGCAGCUGAGUGGACCGGUUCACUGAACAUUCACUUGACUGUUUGAGGAAACUGAGCGCUUUUUUUGUGCUGGUUCCGCCUAGCGGCUGUAGUUUAUUUUGUAGAGUAACACACCUUGAGGACCGCUUUUUGGAUGAAUCUACACGCUCUUUGUACUUAUUCCGCCUAUUGGCUGGUAGAUUAUCUUUUACCGUGUAAUUCUGUCUCACAAAAUUUGUAUAGAAACACUGGAUUUGAGUAAUCCGAUGGCAAAGCUUUUGCGGGGAUGCUCGUAGGCGUACAUGGACUGUUUGAGUUCAGAGGGUCGGACGCCAGUUGGCGCUGUCGUGCGCAGGGUUAAUGUGCACGUUUUUAUUUUUUUAGGGGAUGUCCGGGGUUUGAUUGUUGCACUAAUGUUGUAAUGUGGUCUUUAUAAUCUUGUUUUUGACACACAGUCUAUUUUUUGCUUAUGUCAAAUGUUAAUAUGAGUGGAUUGUCUCUCUCCACGUGGAAUGUGAAUGGGUUGGGGUACCCCAUAAAAAGAAGGAAGGUUAUUUCUCUAAAGCUUAAGAAAUAUGAUAUAGUGUUUCUUCAAGAAACGCAUCUUUACCCACAGAAAGCUGAAAAAUUUGGGAAGAUAUAGGGUGGACAUGUUGUGCUGGCUCAAGUAAGAGAAGGACAGUCAUUACACUGAUAAGUAAACAUCUACAAAUCAAAUGUCUCAAACAGAUUAAAGAUAAAUUAGGAAGAGUCAUUAUUGUUUUAGCUGAAAUUCAGGGGCUAAGGUUUAUUUUGGCUAAUAUUUAUGAACCCAACGUUGAUGAUCAGGGCUUUUUUAUAGAUAUUGAAGGGAUGUUGCCAGCUGCUGGCACCCCUCAUGAUAUAAUAUUGGGAGGAGACUUUAAUCUUUUGAUGGUUCUUAGGGGCCGGAUCAUACAGUAUGCCGCAUUCACCAAAAAAUCCAAAGCACAAGAACUUGGAAGGGAAUAUUAAAAAUGCCGAGGCAGAGCUGAAGCACCGAAUGUCGUCUAAUUUCCUCAGAGAAUUGACCCGGUUGAAAUACAGAUAUAAUAUUAUUUUGUUGCGGAAGGUGGAGUUUUGGAUAUUCAGGGCAAGACAGUCAUACUUUGAGUCGGGCGUCAAGGCAGGAAAACUUCUGGCUAGAUAUAUAAAACAGAGAGAGUCUUUUUCUACCAUUCCCUCAGUGAAAUCUGCUGGUAGUGAAAUAUUUACCGUACAAUAUUUAGCCAUUGAUAUUAAUAAUGCUUUAAAAGAAUUCUGUCUUGAUCUCUAUAGUUCCAUGUUUUCAUUUACUAAUGAGGAUAUUAGAAACUUUGUGAAACCAUGAGAAUUCCUAAACUGACGACUGAGCAAAAAUAUUCUCUUGAUUCUGAGAUAACCUUGGAUGAACUUGGCAAGGUAAUUAAGGCCUUGCCUACAGGCAAGGCUCCGGAGCUAGACGGCUUUGCCGCUGAGUUUUUUAGAUCUUAUGCUGCAGAACUGGCUCCACUUUUGCUUGAAGUUUAUACAGAAUCAUUAAAGAAUUGAAAGCUUCCAGCAACCAUGACGCAAGCCCGGAUCAGUCUGAUUCUUAAAAAGGACAAAGAUCCAAGCGAGUGUAAGAGUUACCGUCCAAUUUCCCUGAUCCAGCUAGACAUUAAAAUAUUGUCAAAAAUUUUGGCUAACCGAUUAAGUUAUGACAUCUCUUAUACAUAUAGAUCAGGUGGGGUUUAUUCGGGGCCGUAACUCUUCUGAUAACAUUAAGUGUUUCAUUAAUGUCAUGUGGGCAGUGGCGAACGGUCAGACUCCGGUCACGAACAUCUCACUUGAUGCCAAAAAGGCAUUUGAUAUGGUAGAAUGGGAUUAUCUUUUUAAGAUUUUGGAAAUGUAUGGGUUUGGAAAUAUGUUUAUUGGAUGGAUUAAGUUACUUUAUAGACACCCGGUAGCGGCAGAACAAACAAAUGGAUUAAUUUCAGAUUAUUUUACUCUGGAUGGUGCACCUGGCAGGGUUGCCCUCUUUCCCCAUUAUUGUUCUGUCUUGCCCUGGAACCAUUAGCAGCCGCGAUAAGAAAGGAGGAUGAUUUUCCAGGGGUGGUGGCUGGAGGUGUGGCGCAUAAGCUUUUGCUUUACACAGAUGAUAUUUAAUUUUUCGUCUCUGACCCUACUAGAUCUACGCCUUGCCUCCACAGAAUUAUUAAUUCCUUUUCUAAGUUCUCAGGAUACAGAGUUAAUUGGUCUAAAUCCGAAGCUUUGGCUCUGACAGCGUACUGCCCAGUUACGGCUUUCCAGCCGGGCACCUUCCAGUGGCCCAAACAGGGAAUUAAGUAUUUGGGUAUUUUAUUCCCAGCAAAUUUGUCUGGGCAGGUGGGCUUCAUUACAUUUAUCUAUGAUUGGGAAGGUUAAUGUUAUUAAAAUAAUUUGUAUUCCAAAAUUCAACUACCUGCUACGAUCUCUCCAUUUAGAUAGCCCCCUCUCUUAUUUCAAGCAAUUUGAUAGCAUAGCGAAGUCCUUCAUUUAGAAUGGUAAAUGUCCCAGAUUACAUUUCAGUAUGUUACAUAAACCGAUUGACAAAGGUGGGCUAGGCCUACCCAAUAUUUUAAUUAUUAUGCAUUUGGUCUCAGAAAUUUGGCUCAUUGGUCGCUUCCACCUGAGAGAGUCCCUCCCUGGUUUUGUAUUGAACAGGAAGUUCUUGCCCCUAUUUCACCAUUGCAAUGCCUUUCUAUCAAACUAACCGGAGAAGUUAAGUUACACUAUUAUCUCGCAUUUGCACUCGGUAUGGACAAAAGUAUCCAGAGGGUUUAAUUCGGACAUUUAUUUAAAUGUUGCCUCGAGCAUAUGGCUGAACCCAAAAUUAUGUAUUAAUAAGUCCCCUUUCUGCUGGACAGAGUGGAUUGUGAGGGAGGUUAAUACGCUCUGUGAGCUAUGUGAGAGUGGAGUGUUGAGAUCCUUUGAAAAUAUGGUUCAGCAUUUUGUGAUUCCCAGGUCUCAAUUCUUCAGGUAUUUACAGCUGCGCCAUCUGCUUUGUACUAUUUUUGGUAGUAACAUACGCCCCCCUAAAGCGGCAGAUACUCUGUGAGUGGUGAUUACUGCUUUUGAUAAAGGUCAUGAGGCAUCAGUGUAUUACUCCCUGCUAAUUCAUAGUCUGGGGCACGGAGCUUCAACUUCUCUCAAAAGAUUAUGGGAGAAAAAUUUUAACUUGGUUUUAGAGGAGGGAGUAUGGGUUAGGAUUCUAAAAAACAUCGUCUACACCUAGAGAUGCAAGGGUGCGCCUUAUGCAAUUUAAGAUUUUACAUAGAUUCUAUUGGACCCCCUCUAGAUUGUAUAGGCUUGGUCUUUAAGACACACCCACCUGCUGGCGAUGCCAAUCAGAGGAUGGAGACAUAACCCAUGUCUUUUGGGGGGUGUGUUAAGAUCCAAGAAUUUUGGUUGCGGGUUCAAAGUUUUAUGUGUGACGUAUUGGGCACUCAAAUUUCAUUUUGCCCCAGACUCUGUAUUUUAGGCGAUGGGGCGGUCAUUAAUAUAGGGAUAAUUACAUAAAAAAUUGUGUUAUGAUCGGCAGACAGGUCAUCGUUAGGGGAUAGAAGUUGGCUGAUGCACCCUCAUUUCAGGAGUGGUGCACAGAGAUGGGCAGGGUGGCGGCAUUUGUGGAGGUGGCGUAUAGAAGGCUAGGCAACCAGGAGUUUAACAAAAAAAAAAAAAAAAAAAAAGUGGGGCAGCUAUUUGGCAUUUUUGGAGGGCUCUUGGGGAGGGACAGUGGAGAGGGAAAUAUAGUUUUAAAUGUGUGUGUUUUUUAGGGCCCGAGCACCAUAGGUGGUGCUAAAGCCCUAUUAUUUUUUAAUGUUUUUUCACAAUUAUUAGGGCCCGACCGGAGGGGCUAAAGCCCUAUUGUUUUUGGAAUGUUUUUUUUCACAGUUAUUUUUAUUUUUAGCACAUUCACCCAUUUUUUUAGGCAUUCGUCUUGGCACACACAUAAGACCUGUGUAAAAUCAAAAAGUUAUGUAGUGUUUGGGCUUGGGUGUGGUCGAGGAGCUCUACAGCGCCUCCAAACGCAGGCAAUGAUUGGGAUGAAGUUGCUCAGAUGUGCACAAGAUUUGGUAUGGUUACUGCUCUCAUCAUGUUAGACAAAGUUCAUUUGGAUGUAUUUAACUCCGCCCAACAGGAAGUCAGCCAUGUUGGAUGUUGUGGGAUUUUCACAUUUUCCCGUGGUGUUGAGGGGCUUACGAUUGCUGAAAACUUAUGAAAGUUUACACAUACAUUUGUCUUAGGACAUCUUUUGAUUUGAUAUUGCAAUUCAGCAUAGACGUGCCUCAUCGGUUCCACAGCACCCCCUAGUUCAUAAAUGCAUAUUUCAUGCCUUUUAGAAUACUCAAACUCUUGAAACUUGGCAGACCCGUGAAAGUUUGGCAAGAUUUUAUUUUAAGAUUUUAUUCUUGGGUGUGGCCAGUGGACUCCAGAGCACCCCCUAACAUUUCUGAAUGAGUUUAUCGCUGUGGUUUCCACAAGUUUUGGUGGGGACAUUGUUCUCACCAUUAGACAUAUUUCCCAUUGGCUUUUAUUAGCUCCGCCCAACAGGAAGUUGGUCAUUUUGGUUUGUUUGAAAAAAUGCAUGCUCUGGAAUUUGAAAUACUCCUCCUAGGGGAUUUAUGUGACCAAACAUAGCCAACAUCAUGCCAAGACAUUGAAGAUGCUAAAUUGCGAAUGGAUUUUUGAUAUAUCGAACUGUGUUGCCAUGGCGAGGCGAUACAUUUUGGUGAAAAAUGAGAAACAGGAAGUGCUCAUAUCAUUGGCGAGCAUUGUGUAAUUUUGAUCAAAAUUGAGAAUUAUAUUUGGUAUUGGAGGCUGAUCACAUGGAUGUGACUAUUGUGGGGCACAAUCAUAGUGCGGCAGCAGGAAGUGUGGCACUUUUUACAGACUUUGGAAUAGCACUCUCAUUUUUACCUGAAUUGCUUCAAACUUGUUUAGAAUAAUGUCAGGACAAUACUGAUGUGAAAUUGGUAAGGAUUUAUUGAUAUCUUUUAUAAUGUUGCCAUGGCAACACAUUUAACGUUAUUAUUCCUUUCUUUAUAUAUUAGAAUGCUUCAGUUUACAUGACAUUUGGCACAAACAUCAAUUAGGGCUUGGCAAAAGUGUGUAGGGGGGGCUCUGUUUUGCCCUCUUUAAAAUAUGCAUUUUUGGGAUGCUCUGUAGCACACCUUUUUUCAGCUACAGUCUCUAAACUCUGUACAUAUAUAGAUCUCAUCAAGCCAGACAACUUCACGCUGACAGCCUUAAACUCCGCCCAACAGGAAGUCGGCCAGGAAGUGGGUAUAAUUUGGUCAUCCUUGGUCCGAUCAGCUUCAAAUUGUGCAUGGUUACCAAUGGGCCAUCCCUGAU
Messenger RNA from Myxocyprinus asiaticus (Chinese sucker), 9039 nucleotides. RefSeq names its product ataxin-7-like protein 3. Gene Ontology annotation, biological process: regulation of transcription by RNA polymerase II; positive regulation of DNA-templated transcription. The transcript has 8 exons. Gene Ontology annotation, cellular component: SAGA complex; DUBm complex. NCBI's taxonomy places the organism in Eukaryota, Metazoa, Chordata, Actinopteri, Cypriniformes, Catostomidae. Gene Ontology annotation, molecular function: transcription coactivator activity. Bases 519 to 1079 code for a protein of 186 amino acids. The record is from RefSeq and is a predicted model, not a curated record.